AUGCCAACGGUUAAAACGGGAAACAACGCAACUUCUUUUCACGAUAUGAAAAAUAAAGUAAUUUCAAAUAAGACGAACAAAUGUCGUUUAAAACAAAUACGCGACAAUAAUAAACGAGAAGUCAAUUUAAAUUAUGAAGAUAAUGAACGUAAACUUCAUUUAAAAAGUACACCUGAUCUUCGUGAUAAUACCGACUAUGAUAACAAUAAAUCAAAUAACGCCAACGGAUUAAAAACUAAUGUAAAUUUGAAAAAACCUCAUCGAAUAUUCACUUCAGCUGCUUCAAAAAUUAACCUACAACGUCCCCGAACAAAAUCUGAUAAGAAACAACGAAGUCAAUCUAAUCCACGUCCGGUAAUUAGUAGACCUAUACCUUCAGAAAGUUCUCAGUUUAAUAAACCUACACAAGACUUAACUUCAUUACAAUUUGUGAACACCAUUGGGCCUCAUAAAACGAAUAGACAAACAUUGUCGCCACUGCUAACAUCACAGGUACCACAAAUCAAAUUGAGUAACUUACGUCCAGUAUCCGUGACAGGUAAUGAAGAGGUUGGAAUAUGGACUGAAAAGCCAGUGGAAUCUGCACAGCCUAGAAGUAAAACUAUAAUAAACCAACUAAUGGAAUGUGACUUAAAUUCAAUAGAAAAUUGUUCGAUUUGUCAUAAAAUAAUGCCAGUAAAUGAACGUUAUGAUUUAGUUGAUCAAGUGAUACAUCGUAAUUGUUUCAAAUGUUCAAUAUGUAAUGAAACAUUAACUGAUAAAAGUGCAAUAUUUCAAAAUGAUCAUUCAUUGACAUCAACAACAAUCUUAGCACAAAAACAAGAGAUUGAUGAGAAAAGUGAAAAUGGGAAUAAAGAUACUAAAAAAUCUGACCUUGAACGACGAAUAUCAAAUGCCAGUGGUGGACGAAUGGGAAAUAUUAGAAAUAAGUUUGAAUCAGGUGAAGUGAAUAGUGAUAAAAGGAAGAACAAAAAGAAAUCUGCACCAAAAAUGAAAUAUGCCGGUGUGGAAUCAGUUAAAACAAAAUUUAUUGAAGAAGCUACAAAGGCUACAAUGAGUAAGGUUGAAGAUGGACCUAGGAAACCAAAGGAAUUCACUCCACCACCGGAUGGUGUUGCUGUUGGUAUAUUGGAAAGUAAUCCAAAGCCAAGAGCACCAGAUGUGGUUACAUCGGACGAUAUGUUUGAACCAGUGGAUUUAAAAGAGAUUAGUGAAAAAACAAAAAAUUUGAGGGCGAAAUUUCGAAAUAUGGAAGCAACUGGUGGACAGAGCAUUGAUGGAGAGAAUCGUAAAAAAAGUUCAUUCAUUGAUGAAUCAAUUACAGUUGCACCGGAAGCUACAAAAAAUGCAAGAGCACGAUGGAAGGAUAUUGAAAGUGGUAAAACUGAAAAAGAUGCAUUAUCAGAACGUCCGAAACUUGAUAUCCAUGACGGUUAUGGAGGUGUUUAUGAAAAUGAACCUGAAAAAUUUGAAAAUAUUGCUAGAGCUGGUGAAACUAAAAAAGACCUACCAUCUGGUGUAAGUGCUAAAGAAAGACGUGAAUUAUUUUUGAAGAAAGCUGCUGAUACUUCCGUUGUAAAGAGAGAUAGUAUAAAAGUGAGUAAAUGUAUCUAAGUGAUUAUUGAGAUGAAAGUAAUAAAAAAGUUUGUUUUAACUAGUUCAGGAUAAUCGAUUACUUGUUUAAGUUAACUAAAGAGCGUAGUACUUUACAAAUAACUUAAUUUACUAUAAUACUGUAGUUUCAUUUUUAAUUUUUCAUCACCCAUAAACUUUAUUAUAUGUUAGAGCAAAGCCUAAUGUUCCAGUUCACAAUAUGGAAAUUCUUAAGUCACUUGAGGAAUCCGUUUGCAAUUAAGGUACUCAAUAAGUUCCUAACGUUUAAUGCCCGUCUCAUAGAAGCUAAAAACUUCGUUGGAAUUGGUUAAUGAUUAACUAUGGAAAUAGAAUAAAUCAACUGGAUACUGGUGUGCAGUUUGAGAAUUUAGUUCCACAAAGAACAGAUUUGGUCUCCACCUUACUCCAUGAACUUACUAGAUUUAAGAGCGUUGGUUGAUAUCUACCAACAAUACAAAUAUCGUAAAUAUACCGUGAAAUCACUAAUUACCGAACAACAUCGAGAAGCUUUACACAAGCUUAGAAAAUAU
Schistosoma margrebowiei is the source of this 2144-nucleotide messenger RNA. Lineage: Eukaryota; Metazoa; Platyhelminthes; Trematoda; Strigeidida; Schistosomatidae. The record is from the annotation of a GenBank genome assembly.